Messenger RNA from Cetraspora pellucida, 420 nucleotides. The record is from the annotation of a GenBank genome assembly. Lineage: Eukaryota; Fungi; Glomeromycota; Glomeromycetes; Diversisporales; Gigasporaceae.
AUGCUUCAUCAUCAUCUGAAGUUGCAGCUAUUUGAUGAGUGCUAUGAUCCCUUAGCAUAUCUGCUAUUGUUUCUUAAUGAUGAACAAGAAUGGGCUCCUCGCCAAAUUCCAUAUAGAGAUAUUCCCUUAACUAAUGAGUUGAUUGAUAUUGACGAAGGUCCUAAUAAUAAUAGAAAUGAUGAUGAAUUAGAAAGUGAUAAUACAAUAAAACAUAGAAAAUUUGUAACUGCAAUGCAAUAUUAUGCAUAUCGACUUCAAAUUCACUAUAAUUCUUCCAAUAUGCUUCUGCAAAUAGAAUACUCUUCUAACAAUAUUGAACUAUAUAAAGGUCUUCAAGAUGCUGUUUUGCAUGAUGAUAGUGAUCCAAGACAAGUUAGGCAGAGAAUAGUACUUCCAUUCACAUUUAUCAGAGAUCAUUGA